Castor canadensis (American beaver) is the source of this 5339-nucleotide messenger RNA. The record is from RefSeq and is a predicted model, not a curated record. Lineage: Eukaryota; Metazoa; Chordata; Mammalia; Rodentia; Castoridae.
AGGCCUCCUCUUCUGAUUCUUUUCUGUGGAUUGGGCAUUCUUGUCCCUUUCCUCACUGUUGUCCUCACCUCUGCUUCAUUUUGCUCUCUUUGGAGAAAAGCCACUGGCACACAGAAGGACCUGAAGGGAGGAGGCCCAAUAAACAGGGCUGGAAGGAUAAGGAUAGGGACAGUGGGCCAGAGGGCCAGGUGGGAAGGAGUCAUGGGGUGAAACUGCCCAGCGUGGGGUGACAUGUCCUGGCUACCAUCUUGGUGGUCACUAUCUGCAUUUGACCAUGCUUUCUCCCCUCCCAUCGUGGCUUCCGUCUCACAAGAAUCCCUACUCCGGUCUUCUCUUCUCACUGUGAGAAAAUUGCUAGAGGCUCAGAUUUCCAGCUGUCAGCCCAAAUGGCCCCCUCUGACCUUUGUCCUGUUUCAGACAGUUGAUGGGGGUGGAAGUGGAUGGGAGGAAAUUCCAGUCUACCUUCCAGCUUGUCCACUGCUGUGUUCCCAGCUCUAUGAAGCUUGCAGUGGACAAGAGGCAGCUGGAGGCCUCUGCUCUGAGAAGUCCACCCUCUGGUCACAUGCCCGUGAGGGGCUAUAGGGCCUCCCCAGGACCCCGGGGACUCCAGUGUGGGCAGGGUGCUGGGGCUUCAGGUCCUUCUGUGUCUGGUGAUGCCCACUGCUGCCCUUUGGCGCGUGUCUUCUCUCAAGUCAGUCGCAUUUCCUCCCAGGAGCAUCAGAUGGCCCAGCUGCCGGUUGGUACUCACUUUUCUUCCACAGGAUCCAGCUUUGGGGCUUGCCGAUGCCAUGUCGGAGGGCAUGGAAUUUGCUGAUAGCAUGGGGAGCCCAGGUGUCCCACCACCUGUGGGAAGGUGUGGGGUCCUGGGCCUGGCUCCCUCCCUCUGCUCUAAUUAUACUACUGAAAGGCAGGAUAUGAAGUCGUCACAGCCUCCCUGCAUCCCCUCCCCCAUGCCAGACCCUCAUCAUGGCAGAUGGACCUGGGCUCUCCUUUCUGGGUUGGGCCAGCAUAGAACAGUGUUGGAGUGGCCACUACCCAUGGCUGAGAGUGCUAACGUCAGAUGUUGGCCUUUGUCUUUCCGGCCUAGUCAAGCCUUUUCAGGAGACAGUUCUCUGGGGUUCUGUCUGUCAGGCUGGGAGAAGCAGUACUUUGUCCUGGGAGCUGAGAUGUUUCAUGUCCCCCAUGACAAAGUGUUUUGGAAAGCUUGAAGUCUGCAAAAGAAGCACAGAAAUUGAGACUGACCUCUUGGGACACCUGUGCCUGCCCUGACUCUGGCAGGGCAUAACAACCUGGUUUUCUGAUACCAGCUAGUGGCACUGGAAAAGCUGCUUGAGAUGUGGCACCUUGCCCUUUCCUGAAGCCAUCCUGUAAUUGCUGUAGACAGUGGGGCCUUCCAGUGAAGCCCCUGUUACCUGAGUCCUAGGCUGCCCAUUUGGCAUGGUUACAUAAUGUCCUGCAGGAUGGCCACUCACUGCCCUAGGAGCUCGUCUCUGGGAAAUGAAAGACAGGCCAUGCAAGGUAUCAUCCCAGGACACCUCUGUGCCCCAGGGGGUGCUGGGUCAUGCCAGCUGGCUGGAGCCACCCCUGGAUGUGGCGCAUGUCCUCUCUAACUUCAUGAGUCUCAUGGGCUCCCUGGCCAGGGCCUUGUACAUCCUGGGCACUCUGUAGGUAGCCUUCCAUCUGUUCACAUGAGUCCAUGAACACCUUCCUUUGCUGGUGCCAGGCCCAGUGGCAGGGACAUCCAGGCCCAGCUUCUACACUCAUGGAAAGUGUGACCCAGUGAGAGUGACAGAUGGGAUACCAGGUCCCCAGGAUCCAGGACCAGUCCUGGUGAGACAGGACAGAGGGAGGCUGGGCCUACACACAAAAGAGGGGCAUAUGCCACCAUAGGGCUGGUCUUCCCUGUGAGGAAUGUUGGCUGAGACCCAAAGAUGGCCACCACAGUUCCUCCUGCUGGCAGACAGCGCUCCAGGCACAGGGAACAAGAGGGCGGAGCCCUGCAGAGAGUCUUCCAGAAAACCUAAUUCCAUUCUCUGGAUCUCACUCUAUGUGUCCAGUAGGGGAUGAAGCCAGGUGUCACCUCCUUCUCCCAGCACCCUGAUCCUGUGGUGGGGGUUUGAAGCCCCCCCCAUCUUAAUGGAAGGCCAAAUUGAAUAUUAACACGUUUUUGAGAAUGGUACCCUGUUUGUUCAACACGGCCAAACCGGACAGACCCUGCCAUAAAGGAGGGGGCCAUCGGGCAACUCAGAGGCCAGCAGGGCAUCCUGGAUGGCAGAAGGGGAGAGCUCUGUGGGUGGAGUGAAGGAAGUGGGCCACUGCCCAUGGAUCAGGCCUAGGAAAUGCUAGCCACUGCCUCCAGGAGUCCUCCAUUCAUCCAUGCGGCAAACCUUCAUCAGGCUCGCCAGCCGAGGCAGAAGGAACUGUGCCCAGGAGAGAACAAGGGAGACACUAGCAAGGGAGACUGAGCCCUGCCUGACUCAGUCUGGUGGUGAAGACCAGGAGAGCCUCGGUGGGGGGCUGGUCAAGUGCAGCGUGUGCAUUGAGCCCAGAGAAGCAGGGCCAGCCAGGCAAGGGGCAGUGGGUGGAUUAUUUGAGUCUCUGAAGGAAAUGAGGUAUGGUUCACGUUGUCCUUAAGAGUCUCCAGGAGAUUGCACUGGCUUCAGGGCUACAGGUAGUGCCCUCGGAAGCACCGGGGAUGGGGCAGCAAGAGUAAAGUCCAGCUGUGUGAGAUACCAGGCUCUGUUGCCAUUGCUCUGUGUCCGCCACCCUUCUGAUCCCUUCCUUGCUGUCCCUGUCCCCAGCUCUCCUAUGUGGACGCCGAGGGCAACCCUGUGGGCGUUGUGCAGAUGACCUUCCUACGGCUGUUGAGUGCCUCUGCCCAUCAAAACGUCACCUAUAACUGCUACCAGUCAGUGGCUUGGCAGGACGCCGCCACGGGCAGCUACGACAAGGCCAUCCGCUUCCUGGGCUCCAAUGAUGAGGAAAUGUCCUAUGACAACAGUCCCUACAUCCGCGCCCUGGUGGAUGGCUGUGCGACCAAGAAAGGCUAUCAGAAAACGGUUCUGGAGAUUGACACCCCAAAAGUGGAGCAAGUGCCCAUCGUCGACAUCAUGUUCAAUGACUUUGGUGACCCAUCACAGAAAUUUGGAUUUGAAGUGGGGCCGGCUUGCUUCCUGGGCUAGGAGCUGUGGAGCCCCGGUCUCCCGAGCAACCUCGUGACCUCAGCACGCUGCUUGUGAGCGUCCUGCGCACGGCCAUCCUGAACAGUGAAGGUUUCUCGCCCCUGCCCGCCCAACUCCUCUGCGCCUUGGCACCGUGUGGCACUGGACCCCACACCCAGAGAGAACAAAGGGAAAGAGCCAGCCGUGUCCCAUGGAGCCGAAUCACAUGACCUAGCCACAGCACAGCCUCUUGGCCACCCCUCACGAUCCUCUACACCACAUGCCACGGGGAAGGGAGGGGGCCCCACACCCUGGCCCCCGGCUCGCUUGCCCACCUGAUGGUUGAUCAUUGCAUUCAUGGACCCUUUGCAGGGGGUGGGGGAGGGGCUGCAGUGUUUGGAUGUCACUUUUUUAAAAUUCAACUUGAAGAUGUGUAUUUCCCCUGACCUUCAAAAGAUGAUCUGAGGCAGCCUGGUUAAAGGUCGCCGAAGCCUCGGUUUUUCACAACACUCAACAAGAUCCACUUAGAGGCCAAAUGUCAUUCUGCAUGUGCCUUUCUGAUGGAUUAAAGGUGCUUAUGUUUUUGUGAGUUUUAAGUAAAUAUUUCUAUUGUAUUGUUAUAAACGUUAAGCGUGCCUGACUUUCAAUCAUCGUGCGUGGAAACCCAGCCUCAGGCCCACUGGGAGACCGGGCAGGUGGGGUGAGGUAUCGCCUGGGUUGUGAUCCAGUCCUGAUUAGAAGCUGGAAGUCUCCCCACCCUGCCCAUCAAGAACGUGCAAUAAAUUGGAAAUUCGCCCAGGUCAGCAAGAAGCCAUGCCGCUGCUGAGAUUGCAGGUCCCAGGGCCCCUUUCCAGACUUUGUUGUUAUUAUUAGCUCUGGAUUUUUCAGGGGGAAGAAAGAGAUUUUAAUACUGUGCCUUUUCUUCAUGCACUUACACUAAAGCACGGCAGCAUAAAUGAGUUGUGGUUGCUCCUGUUUUCCUUCCUGCAGAGCCUGACAGGAGAGCGUCCGGGCAGGGAAACCUCGUUCUGUUGAGAUAAUUACGAACAUUGGUGCUGUUUUUUAGCCUCCUUUCUUGUGGUGCUAUGUGUUCUGAGAUGUCCUGGAAGGCAACACUGGGGUCCCUGGCCGCAGCUCAUUCUCCCAUCCCCCUGUAUCCUGGUCAUCGCUCUACAGCCUAACCUUUGCCAAGGAUCUGAAAAUUAGUGCCCUCCACCUUCCUUCCCAGCAGGCUCAGGAGUGGCUGCUUGUCCCACAUGCUUGGUGGCGGGUGUCCCUCCAGAGUCCUGUCAGCACUACCUUGUGCCUACUUGAUUUGAAAAUACACACACGCAACACACACACAGAACAUAGGCGUCCUGCAUUGUACACGGUGUAACCAUGGCAGAUUGUGUUCGGUUGCCGAAUUGCUCCUGGUGCUAAUUUUGUGUUUGUUCCAAGGACUGAACGGAAGCUGUUCGUGCCCCAUGUGCACCCCCGCCAGGCUGCCUCGCACGUGGCCAGGCAGACCGAGAAAUGUGCAAUGAACUGAGUCUCCAGGGCUGAGGCAGCACCUCCUGUCAGUGAAAGCCGUGGGUUUCCACCUGCAGGUGUCCUGGGUGCGGGCCAUCAGCUCGGGCUGGCACGGUUCCCUCUGGGUGCUGCCCCUUCCCUCAUUCUCCAGGGCGAGGGCUACCUUCUGUGGACAGGAAGACCCCGGGGCUGGCGGGGAAGGGCAGCCCCUUACUAUGAAUGUUGCCUUCCUGUUGCGUCCCCUCCUUCCACCAUAGGAAAGGGAAAGGCUUGGGCCCUGGGAAGGAGCUGUUGUGCUCUGGUGCUCCCCACAUCCCCCUCCCCCCCAAAUGUGGUUGCUGUGGAGAAAACCACACGCCACCAAUGCCAGUUCCCAGUGUCCCCUGGAAAACAAGUCUUGUUCUUGCCAAAGGAAAGUCUGGUUUGGAGAAUGUUCCAAGGCCAGGAUGCCAGCAUGCAUCCGUGUCCACCAUGAAAAAGUCAUUUUGGAGGAUUGCCACCUGAUGCCCUGUGGACUCUGUCUAGGUCAUGUGAUUCUGUUUCGACCUUUCACCCAUGCAAUUUGUCCUUUUGUUCCGUCAUUUUCUUUUUCUGUUGGUCCCCUCAAAGUUGUCGUAAUUUGUAUUGAAGUCCAAAACAUGUCCUGUUCUUCCCAGACCAUUUUAG